Lottia gigantea (owl limpet) is the source of this 831-nucleotide messenger RNA. RefSeq lists its product as hypothetical. Bases 1 to 831 code for a protein of 276 amino acids. Gene Ontology annotation, molecular function: GTP binding. The record is from RefSeq and is a predicted model, not a curated record. The transcript is spliced from 3 exons. Lineage: Eukaryota; Metazoa; Mollusca; Gastropoda; Lottiidae.
AUGGAAACAGAAUAUAGAGUAGCUACACUUGAAUAUAGAGUAGUUCUAUUUGGUAAGACUGGUAUAGGGAAGAGUUCUGUAGGAAAUAGUUUGCUUGGGAAGACAAUCUUCCAAUUUACUUCUUAUGCGUCUUCCGCAACAGAGUGGUGUAAAAUGGGAGAGGCUCAAACCUCAAUUGGUAAAUUGUUGGUGGUCGAUACACCAGGUCUGUUUGAUACAGAUAAACCUAAGGGUGAAACAAUUGAAGAGCUGAUCAAAUCUAUUGCAGUAGUAGCACCCGGUCCACAUGUAUUUAUUUUUGUUUUAACUGUGGCCAGGUUCACAGAAGAAGAUAUUAAAAGUGUGGAUAUUAUGAAAAAGAUUUUGGGAGAAGGCACUAUGCAUCAUAUUAUUGUUGUGUUUACCAGAAAAGACCAGCUUGUAGAUGAUGGUGUUACAGAAGAGGAAUUCAUGGCCAAAACUCCAGGGUUUUUAAAACAAUUACUGAAAGAUGUCAACAACCGAUAUGAAUUUAUUUGUAAUCGACAAAAGAACAGUAGUCACCAACAAGACGUAGAAAAUGUCCUGUCACUCAUUAAGAAAACAGUUGAACAAAACAGUGGUAACUUUUAUACACAAGACAUGUUCGAGGCUACAGAAAAGGUGAUACAGCAAGAAAUCCGAGAAAGUCAGAAGACAAGACAAGAAAUUAAAACUGCUAUUGUUAAUAACGAACCAGGUAUUUUGUCUAAAAUAAUUGAUGGCGUCAUUGAAAUUAUUAAAGUCUCAUUACCCCAUUUGAUUACUACUAUUGGGGAAUAUUUCCUGACAAGACAAAAAAGAAUCAUGUAA